ACCACCAUUUUUUUUUGUCAAGAGAGAGAGAAGACGGAGACAACAAUGGCGGAAGCGAAGGAGGAGAAUAGGGAGAAAAACGAAGAAGAAGAGAGCGUAAAGCUUUUCGUCGGACAAAUUCCGAAACAUAUGUCGGAAUCUCAACUCUUAACAUUGUUUCAAGAGUUCGCUGUCGUAGACGAGGUCAAUAUCAUCAAGGACAAGAUUACACGCGCCUCUCGAGGAUGUUGUUUUCUGCUAUGUCCAUCGAGAGAAGAAGCAGAUAAGUUGGUCAAUGCUUGCCAUAACAAGAAGACAUUGCCUGGGGCAUCCAGUCUAUUGCAAGUAAAGUAUGCAGAUGGCGAACUGGAAAGGCUAGAGCAUAAGCUCUUUGUUGGUAUGCUUCCAAAGAAUGUCUCUGAAGCUGAAGUUCAAUCUUUAUUCUCCAAGUAUGGGACCAUAAAAGAUCUACAGAUUCUAAGAGGUGCUCAACAAACAAGCAAAGGCUGUGCUUUUCUUAAGUAUGAGACAAAAGAACAAGCUGUUUCUGCCAUGGAAUCCAUCAACGGAAAACAUAAAAUGGAGGGUUCGACUGUUCCUUUAGUUGUCAAAUGGGCAGACACAGAACGAGAAAGACACACAAGAAGACUUCAAAAGGCUCAAUCUCACAUCGCUCGAUUAUCUAACGCUGAUCCAACAAAUCCCUCAUUGUUUGGAGCAUUACCUAUGGGUUAUGUUCCACCAUAUAAUGGAUAUGGUUAUCAUCAGCCUCCUGGAACUUAUGGUUACAUGCUACCACCAAUUCAGAACCAAGCUGCAUUUCCCAAUAUGAUUGCACAACCAAACCAAGGUAAUAACAAUGCAUUGCAAGGAACAUCGCCUGACUCUGUGCCACCUCGUUUGGCCCGUAGAAACUUUCCUAUGCCUCCUGCAAACUACAUGGGAUCUGGUUAUCCUGCUGUACGAGGUCAUCCUUUUCCAUUUGCUUAUCCCAGAGGAAUUGUGAGUCCUCGCCCUCUAAGUAGCUCUCCUGGAUCCAUAUCACCUGGCAUUGCCAACAGUGGCAUGUCAACAACACCUUUAGGAAUUGGUUUGAGUUCCGUGGUUCAAACCGAAGGUCCGGAAGGUGCAAAUCUGUUUAUCUAUAACAUACCUCGGGAAUUUGGGGAUCAAGAACUCGCUGCUGCAUUUCAACCUUUCGGUAUUGUUCUGAGCGCCAAGGUUUUUGUAGACAAAGCCACUGGCGUAAGCAAAUGUUUCGGUUUUGUUAGUUAUGACUCACAAGCAGCCGCGCAGAACGCUAUUGACAUGAUGAAUGGUCGCCAUUUAGGCGGUAAGAAAUUGAAAGUCCAACUUAAGAGAGACAACAACAAUGGCCAACAGCCUUCCUUAAUCUCCUAAAAGGCUAAAACUCCUCUCUUCAACUUGAAAGCUCAUAACAGAAAAAAAAAAAAAAAAAAACAUAUUCAGGCUAAUGGGUCGACCCGGUUCAAAGAUUUGGACCGAUCUUGAUUGGAUACAUCUGUAUAAAAUCCAAAUCUCAUU
Arabidopsis arenosa is the source of this 1524-nucleotide messenger RNA. NCBI's taxonomy places the organism in Eukaryota, Viridiplantae, Streptophyta, Magnoliopsida, Brassicales, Brassicaceae. The record is from the annotation of a GenBank genome assembly.